UAGAGUUUCCCCUUUUCCUCAAAAUGUUAUCUUUCUUAUUGUCUUGAUUUUCCUAUUUCCAUUAAAGCACAAAAAAUCUAAUCAAAUAGGACUACCUUUUGAUCUCCUAGCCUCCAAUUCAUCAUCAUAUCACACACUCAUCUUCUCAAUUACAUACUCUGAUCUGAUCUGAUCUCCCAUACAUGUUAGUAGAGAUGAGAUGAUGAGAAUCUAUCUGUGAGAAGAAAUAUAAUGCAAAUUAAAGUAGCCCAAGCUGCAAUACUGGCCAUGGAGAUUCUCCUCCUCCCCACUGGACUAAUCUCCACUCUUCUCAUUCUUAAAGAUUCAACCAACAACAACCCUUUUGGCUUCCUUCACUCCCUCUUCUGCAACUUGAGGGACCUCAGGCUCUCAUUCUUGUCUUCUCCCUUUUUCAUCUGUCUCUUCAUCAACUCCAUCGUCCUCCUCAUCUUACUAUCCUCCUCCAAAUUUCAUCACCGGAAAACCCAACCCUAUCACCACUACCUUUUCUCUUACGACGCCGCCACCGAUAUUCCUGCCGUCAACGCUCCGCCGCCGCCUCUGUCUCCCGCAGGAACACUCCCAUUUGAUGAUGAAGAUACAAUGGGUGGAGGAGGGGUUGACGUAAAAGAGCAUCAAAAUCCUGAAAUCAACGAGGAGGAGGAGGACACAAUUGAGGCGACAUGGGAGGCAAUCAGCGGCGGAGGAGGAGGAGAGGAGAAACAGAGCAGCAAACUCAAGAAGUGCGAGACAUGGCCGAGGCCGCCGCCAACGACAGGGCAAGACACGACUGCCCCCGAACCUUUGCGUCCAUCAGCGGCGGCGGCGACGUCGUGGAAAGAGCUGAGAAAAUCGGUGACGUUCAAUGACGCGGUGUCGGCGUGUCGGAGAGGCGGCCUGGCCCGGGACCUACUGCGGAGCCCGGAGGAGAUGAACAAGCGGUUCGAUGAUUUCAUCCGAAAGGUGAAUCAUGAAUUGAGGUUGCAGAGACAGGAAUCGGAGCAGCGUUUCUUGGAAACUAUCAACCGUGGCCUUUAUUAGCUUAAAAUAAGCGAUGCCUGCCUGUAUCUUCUUCUUCUUUAGUCCUGCUUCAUGCAACCAUCAUAUCGUUUCGUUUAACUUAAUCGAAAUGAGUAUUUAGGGUACUUUUUGUUUAAAUAUCCUAUCCAAAAUAAUUCCAAAACUAUGUUUAAUAAAACAGGUACUCCGUAUGUGUUUAUUUAUAA
This is a messenger RNA of Ipomoea nil (Japanese morning glory), 1226 nucleotides long. RefSeq lists its product as uncharacterized. The transcript has 2 exons. NCBI's taxonomy places the organism in Eukaryota, Viridiplantae, Streptophyta, Magnoliopsida, Solanales, Convolvulaceae. The coding region runs from base 232 to 1041 and encodes 269 amino acids. The record is from RefSeq and is a predicted model, not a curated record.